AUGGAGACUAAAAUCAAUACUGUUAUAAAGUUUUGGGAGAAGGCACCAGUUACACCGUACAUUCUGAUGAUCGUCUACAAGCUUGGUUCAUACUGCCUGAGAAAAGGUAGCCCUGGAAAUGGAUGCACUUAUAGAAAAAUUGUUUCAACUCAAAGAAAAGGAGAGUUAAAGAAUCUUAGGAACGUUGUUGCUGAGGCAAAGGCCAAAGAUGUUAAGGUAGUCCCUGCUGUAGUCAAGCGUAUGUUAGAUAGGAACAUGUUUCUUUUUGGGUUUGUGGAUGUGAAUGAAAGCUCUGCUGCGGAGAGAUUAGAUGAACUGUCAGAAGUACAAAAUGCAAGUAUCCAAAUAGCAUGCAAAAAGUUAUUUGCAAAUAGCCGGAUCGAGCAUUUCACCCACAUGGAUAUGGGAUUGGAGCUUGAGGUGGAUUUGCUCAAGCAAAAGUCAGCAGAUUAUGCAAGGGCGAAAGAUCUUGCUAUUAAAGAGGCUAGUGACAUUGUGGAUGUAGAAAGUAUAAAGCACAUAGCAGAAAACCAGACAUUGAUAGGAGACGUGGUCGGGAAGACUGCUGAUGACUGGAAAGCUCAGAAGGAAUUAUUUUAUCAAAAAACAGGCAUUCUUCAUCAGCCUGUGAAAGACUCAGUUGAUGUUGUUGGAGAAGAGCAUGAUAAGUCCCAACAAGAAGGGGCAGAAGAGCAUGAUAAGUCCCAACAAGAAGUGGCUGAAGAGCAGGAUGACAAUGAAGACUUCAGUAAGGAACUUGAAGAAGUAUUAUUGUCUGCACAGAACGAAUCUGACUUCGAAGAAUAGGGACUCCUUUUUAGGCCACAAGACCAUCAGUGGAAUUAUUAAACUGUCAAGAUUAACUGAAAAAAGGGUAGGCCAAAAACUCCAUCAAA
Messenger RNA from Solanum tuberosum (potato), 896 nucleotides. RefSeq lists its product as uncharacterized. The coding region runs from base 1 to 807 and encodes 268 amino acids. Gene Ontology annotation, cellular component: snRNA-activating protein complex. Lineage: Eukaryota; Viridiplantae; Streptophyta; Magnoliopsida; Solanales; Solanaceae. The record is from RefSeq and is a predicted model, not a curated record. The transcript is spliced from 7 exons. Gene Ontology annotation, biological process: snRNA transcription by RNA polymerase II; snRNA transcription by RNA polymerase III. Gene Ontology annotation, molecular function: sequence-specific DNA binding.